Molecule: messenger RNA, 1146 nt
Organism: Protopolystoma xenopodis
Lineage: Eukaryota; Metazoa; Platyhelminthes; Monogenea; Polystomatidea; Polystomatidae
Source: the annotation of a GenBank genome assembly
AUGAGCUCCACUUCUAAAGUCUACGAAAAGUCAAAUAAGACUGAUGAGUUUAACCAGCUUAAUGAAAAUAAAAUAUCUGAAGAGAAAUUAACAGGAUCACCAAAUCACGAUGCAACUAGAAAAUCAUCAGACCAGCGGAAAAAAUUAACAGCAUCUGUGGUCCCAAAUGAAGGAACUGUCGAACAAUCCAGAGCAACUUCUCUAGUCCCUGAAUCUUCUCCACUUGGAAGCCUUAACAGGGUUCUCAAAAAUGAUGUCCAUUUAUGCAGUAAUGCAAGCUCUGGUGUUGCUCCAUUGAGCUCUUAUAGUGCAGCAAGUGGAAGUGUGUCGAAUCGCAAGAGCCGAGGUGGAUCAAGCGGACUGUUUCAUUCGAUCUACGCACCGAGAGUCUUAAUUCCGAAUAUUCCAGCAAGCCAACUAUAUCGUCAUCAGUUCUCUUUGAACCCUAUGUUACAGCAGGCUGGAUCAUUUACUUUCAAUGGGUCAUCCGUAAAAUCUCAGAACCUAUUGCCAAGUUCUUCCUCACUUGCGUCUGUUGCACUUCCGAAUAAAACAAACGGAAUGUCCACAUCCACUGUCGGAGGGGUAAAUGGAUGUAUUUGUCCACUAGGAAAAGCAUCUAUUUGUGAAUAUACACCCCACUCAGGCAACUUAAUGCAACAACGUAUAAUUGGUCAAACAAUGCAAAAUCGUGCACGUUCUUCCCUUAAUAACGCAGGAAGUGGUACAUUUUUUACCCUUCCAGGGAAGCGAAUUCCAGGUUAUUCCGAGAACGGACUUCCCAGUCUCUCCAGUUAUCUACACGCAGACCCUACAAAACAUUUUGCUACUAGAUCGCCUGGUCUCCUAAUGACCCCUCCGACUUCAACUUAUAAUCUACCCAAUCAUAUACCUUGUCUAAUGGGCGAUGAAACUGCUUGCUCUGCCGUUCAAACUGGAUCAUCGCAAGCCCUCUUGGCGAAUUACCCUACAAGUCUUAUCCCUAGCACGGGACUCAGCCUGGCCCAAUUAGAGACGGCAGCUGCCCUGGCUGCGGCCUUUUCUUCAAGUCCAUUUAACAAGCCUGGCAUCGGAGUGACACAAUUAGGUCCUUGGACAGGACCAUCUUUUUUUGCGGGACAACCAAUGCCUAGUGAUGAAACCUGU